Strigops habroptila (Kakapo) is the source of this 1133-nucleotide messenger RNA. It is a transcript of the gene RHNO1, whose product is annotated as RAD9-HUS1-RAD1 interacting nuclear orphan 1. Gene Ontology annotation, cellular component: nucleus; chromosome. The coding region runs from base 243 to 1079 and encodes 278 amino acids. Gene Ontology annotation, biological process: cellular response to ionizing radiation; recombinational repair; DNA damage checkpoint signaling. NCBI's taxonomy places the organism in Eukaryota, Metazoa, Chordata, Aves, Psittaciformes, Psittacidae. The transcript has 3 exons. The record is from RefSeq and is a predicted model, not a curated record.
CAGCCGUGGCGCUGGCCGCUGGCCUCGGAGUUUCACCGUUUGAGGGGUGUUACGGCUGUAUCUGGCUAGCGCGGCCCGCAGGACUCCCCGAGGAGGCUGCGCGUCUGGUAAGCAGUGAGGCUGCUGCGGUCUUGUGUAUUUGACUUGAGAGCACUUUAGCAUCUCCUUGGGUGCUUUUCUCUUUCUCCGAUUGGCAUUAGCGAGCAUCAUGAGGUUUCAAAGUGGUUUUACCACAUCUUUUGAUGCCUCCGAAGAAGAAAUGUACCAAGGCCAGAAAGGCAGAGCUGGUAUUCCUUGAGAGGCCGCGAGAGGGACCCGUCCAUUGCUAUGAAACUCCGCCACCUUCGGCUAAGAAUCCAAGACGUGUUCCUACAAAACCUGUAGACCAGAACACCUCCGCUGCCUGGGUGUGUCCACAAUUUGAAACAACUACAUUAGUGGCAUUGAAAGCAUGCCAGAGGAAGCAUCGUGGUCCUCACAAACCCCAGAAUCAGGAUGCCAACUACAGUUCACUUUAUACAGGAGGAGCUUGUCGAAGAGCUAUAACCUGCAAAUUUCCUCCUUUAACUUUUGAGAAUACAGAAGAAUGUGCAGUCCACGCCUCAGAUCAUCCAAAUCGCUUGAGGAAGAACAUACAACACUCUCACAGCCAGCCCAAGAAAGGGACAGCAGCAAAAGCCAACAUCCAGGUGAACAGUCUGGAGAACUGUAGAGAAAUACCUUCGUUACCUGCUCCCCAGGCUGUGGAGCCAGAAGUCUUUAGUUCACCAGGUAUAGAGACUGCACAGGUGCCUUCUGUAAGUAACUGGAGAUGCAGCAGCACUCUGCCACAAAGAAGUAGCCAUGCCUGGCAUCCAGAAAAAGAGCUGGCAUUCGGUAUUGACCCCUGUGAGAGGAGAGAGUUGGAGUCAGGAGCAGUACUGGUUACAGACACUCCUGAGCACGAGUAUGGAGUGAAGGUUACUUGGAGACAGCGGCCUCUUAUAAUGAAGUAUCUGCGGGACACAGGGAAGCUGAGUGCUGCUGACAUACUGGUGAAGGCGAACCUCGACUUCCCACGGAGACAGACCAACGUCUGACUCGGCAGGGGCAGCAAUCCUGUGCAACUACACAUCCCAAUAGAGUGUUAUUUU